Messenger RNA from Melampsora larici-populina 98AG31, 609 nucleotides. RefSeq lists its product as uncharacterized. The transcript is spliced from 2 exons. Lineage: Eukaryota; Fungi; Basidiomycota; Pucciniomycetes; Pucciniales; Melampsoraceae. Bases 1 to 609 code for a protein of 202 amino acids. The record is from RefSeq and is a predicted model, not a curated record.
AUGGACAAAUCGAUGGGCGAGAGGCUAGCAAGAGCGGAAGCAAGCUUGGAGAGGGUGACUCGAGCAAUGAAGACGGCGGCGGGUACAACAACGGCGACAGGUGGACCCAGUGGGACGACCGACCAGACUGACGUCCCUCCAUCAACGAACAAUCAGGUCUCCAUCAUCCCUGCAGGAGCGCAGACGGGCACACAGGAGCCAGGUGCACAAGUGUCACAAGCGGGUGUUCCGGCGAUUGCACCACCAGCCAAGCAGCCUGCUCUCGAGGUUGAAGGUGAAGAGGAAGACCUGGACGGGGUAGCCAUUCUGGAGCUAGACCUCAGAUCUGAAACCGAAGAUAGCACAUGGCAACCUCAGGACCACAUCAACAAAGGGAAGGGGAGACGGGACGAGGGUGAGAGUACGGAUAGAGAAGAGGAGAACAUGAGAACUAGCUUCAAACGCAAAGGUCCACGUAUUGACAAAUUGUCAAAACGCAUCAGCAAAACAGGAAGGCAGGAUAUCAGCCUGAUACGAGUGGCAGUACCAUUAAGUCCACGUAAGACCCUGUCGAGUGACAAGGGCGAGCUGUCCCGGCUGCUAACAGGUGUUGCUCCGAGGCGUGUGUAG